This is a messenger RNA of Cajanus cajan (pigeon pea), 709 nucleotides long. RefSeq names its product pollen-specific protein-like At4g18596. Lineage: Eukaryota; Viridiplantae; Streptophyta; Magnoliopsida; Fabales; Fabaceae. The record is from RefSeq and is a predicted model, not a curated record.
CCUCAUUAUCUCAUCACAAGGGGAACAAUAAGAAUACAUCAUUAACCAAUAAAGUAAAUCGGCAUGGAGAAGUCACUUGCUGUUGUUGCCCUCUUUGUCUCAGCAUUUUGCUUCUCCUCAGCCUUGGCACGAAACUCACCCCUCGACAAAUUCGCCGUUGAGGGCAAGAUUUACUGUGACCCUUGCCACUUCGCAUUUGAAUCCAGACUCAGCUUCCCCUUGCCAGGUGUUAAGGUAAGUUUGAUAUGCGUGAAUGAUGGCAAUGGCACAGUGACAUAUUUGAAGGAGGGCAAAACUGAUGCAAAUGGCAUGUACAGCAUUCGUGUCCAUGGUGAUCACGAGGAGGAGAUAUGUGUGAUGGCUGCUGACCCACCUGCAGAAGGUGAAUGCAGAGAGGCAAUGCCAAACAGAUCUGAUAGGAUUGUCCUCACCAAAAACAUGGGUGCCUCCUCCAUGACACGCUUUGUCAAUCCCCUUGGGUUCAUGACACAGACAAUUGAUACACAGUGCAAUUCAGUCGUCAAGGAGUUGCAAUUGGACCAACUUGAAGAUUGAGUGCAGAUAAUUAAUGCAUCAUAAUAUCUAUUAUUCAUGUUGGAUCAAUUGUCAUCUAUCUAUUCUAAUUAACCAUUCUCCACAAUGGUUGUUUUACUAUGCAAACACCAUGUUAUUGAAAUAGUAAUAUUGAUUUGGAGUUUGGUACAUACAA